Schistosoma mattheei is the source of this 1935-nucleotide messenger RNA. NCBI's taxonomy places the organism in Eukaryota, Metazoa, Platyhelminthes, Trematoda, Strigeidida, Schistosomatidae. The record is from the annotation of a GenBank genome assembly.
AUGCCAAUCAAAUCAAAAAAUCUGAGUGAAAAAGCAGAUGAUGGAUAUAGUUUAUUGUCUUAUUUCAAAGUUUUGCCUGGAUAUUCAGACAAUCGACGAUUAAAAGCAACAUGGGAUUGGAGUUCUAUGGAAGUUGCACAAAAUCUACUUCAGCAGGCCAAAAUCCUAUAUUAUAAUGAUCUGGAUGUUGAUCUACUCGGUCAAGAAAUAAUACAAGACUAUCAAAUUAAAGAAUUUGAUUUAACUAAUCUUCAUCCUGAUACAAAGUACUUAAUAUGUUUUCGUGUUACUCGUAAAAGAUUUGUUAGUUCUUCAAUAUCAUCAUCAUCACCAUCAUUGUAUAUUCAAAGUAAUGGAACAAUAGCGACAUUAACACCAACAUUUAAAUCAUCAGUUCAUCAUCAGAACAAGACAAAUAUCGUAAAUAAUAUGUCGGAUACUUUACAAUAUCAACAAAAAAUCAAUAAUUCAAUGAUAUCUUAUAAAAAUAUCUCAUUUCUAAGUCGAUCACAUCGACAACAAUCAUCAAUUAAUAUUCCAAAAUUCAAUAAUGAAUAUGUUGCUGAAAUGAAAUGUCAAGUAACAUUCACUCGAUUUUUACAUUGGACAGCAGUUUUAUGUAGUUUAAUAGGGAUUGUUAUAGCAUUACUUCUAUCUAUUAUGAUAUUUUCUAUUUUGAAGUCACGUGCCUAUAAAAUAAAACAAUCUGAAAGAAAAAUGUAUUUCAAUCAAAAAGGUGAAAAAACGUCCAUUCGAAAACAGGAACCUUGUAAUUAUAAUAAAAUGAUAUCAUCUUCACCAUUAUCAUUAUCCACUUGUUAUAAAUCAUCAUCAUCAUCAACAUCAGAUAAGUUAGGAAAAAUGAAAGAUAAGAAUAUCAAAUUGAAUAUUCCUUCUGAAGUUAAAGAGGAUAAUGAAAUGAAUAUAUCUAAACAACAAUUAGAAGAUUGGGAGAAUACACUGAAAAAUAUUGAAACAGAUAAUACAAUAAUAAUUGAAAAAGAUAACAUGCUAAAUUCUACUAUAAAACCUGUUACUUAUGGUAAUAAUACUGACAUUACAAAUGAUAUUAAUCAUAGUAAUAACAACGAUAAUGAAUCAACUAUGAAUAAUAUAAAAAUUCAAAAGACCUCAGAAACUAUUCUUCCUAACCCAAUCAUGGAAAGUAAAAGGACUGUUUCAUUUAAAGAUGACACUACUACUACUACAAGUAGUAAAACAAAUACAACAACAAUAAUAACUACUACUAAUAACAUCGCUAAUACACCUACACUUAAUAAUAACACUGACUCUAAUAAUAAUAAUAGUAAUAAUAUAAAUGAUGGGAUUCUCCAGAAUAGUAUACUAGAAUGCAAUAAUUCAAUCCAGUUAACUUCAUUGGAUUCACAUAAUGAUGAAUUAAAUAAUAAUGAUUUUAUUAAACCUAUCAGUAUAUCAUUGACAGAAUCCAGUCUUAUUCAUUUCAGACAUCAUAUACCAGAAUAUACUCAAAUGGAUAAUAGUAAUAAUCGAUUACAGAGUAAAAAUCCCAGUUCUUAUUUCGAAAUAAAAAGUCCUUUACUUAAAGAAUUUGAACAAAAGUCAUGUACUUCUAUGUAUCCUGUUGAUAAUGAAAAUGAAAACAACAUUAAUACUACAGACGACAAUCCCAAAAUCAAUGAUAAUAGGAUGAUACAAAUUGUAACAAAUAAACUAAGCCCAAAUGAAGUAACAGUUCAAUUACCAAUAACACCAAAUAAUUCUCCCAUUAAUACUAUUGGAAAAAACUCAACUGUAUCCAUACCCGGCAUAUCAACAAGUGAUAAUGAUGGAAAACAUUUCAUUUCAAAUAAUGAAAACUGGUUUAUAACAUCAUCGGGAUCAACAUCGAAUGUAUUAGUUGAUAAAAACGAACAAAAGUCUAUUUUUUGUACACAAUUAAUUGAAACCCUGUGA